AUGCACCGCAACCGGCUAAUUUUUCAGGAGGUGCAGCUGUUAAAGUAUACUUUCGUGUUCAUCUGGAGCAUCGCUGGUCUCUGUAUCUUCUCUUUUUACGUGUCUACCAUCCAGUGUGUCAUCAGCGCACGUGCACAACUUAUGAACUCGGCCAUCCCUGCCGACCAGAACAGUACAGGGGUGGAAAACUUUUUCGGAGGGAAAUCUUUCAGCCGAAAUAUGAGCCGAAUGUCUAUUUCGCCGGCUUUGACAGCUGCAAAAAAGGAAGAAACGAAUGAUCUUGUGGAUCGACGGGGCUUGGUGGCUUUCAUCGGAUCAGCACUGGCGUCUAUGAGUAUAAUCGUGGUCUUGUUGGUCCACUGCAUUGUCUGUUCACGAGGAAUUCACAUGCACGCGAACUCCCGAUUGUCUUCAUACUUCAUAGUCGCACUAGCCUUCGCAAUGAAGACAAUUGUAUUCCUGGUCAGUGAGUCAACCUUAGGACCCAUUUUCAUGCAGUUCUGUCGCAAGGUCAUUUCAAAGACACGCAUUCACAAGUUGAAGAAAAUACGGGAGCGCCGACAGACCAAAGUAGUCCCAAUGAAGUCUCAGACCCCUGAGAUAAGAGUGAACGGAAACAUACGGCAGUUUUCAAUUGAAAGUCAACCUACACACAUCUACUCACUGCCUCUGAGUAGUAAUCCCAGUAUUUGAAAACAAAAAUUACUCAAGCGUGAA
Messenger RNA from Symsagittifera roscoffensis, 717 nucleotides. RefSeq lists its product as uncharacterized. The transcript has 3 exons. The coding region runs from base 1 to 693 and encodes 230 amino acids. NCBI's taxonomy places the organism in Eukaryota, Metazoa, Xenacoelomorpha, Acoela, Convolutidae. The record is from RefSeq and is a predicted model, not a curated record.